ACACACAGGGGAGGGGAAGACACUCUGCUCCCUUACACACUUUACCGAGACUGGAUCCCAACUGAUCAUAACAGGGAUCCCAGCACCCAACCGAUCCCCAAACAAGGACUAACUGCUGAACUCCUGGCUCUGGACCAGACCAUGUGAAGGGGGGCAUCAGAAACAUGGCUGACAGCUCAGACUGGGUGGAAAUCAUCGAGCCGCGCUCCCAAGAGCGGAUGUAUGUAAACCUAACAACUGGAGAAUGUGGUUGGGAGCCCCCACCAGAUGUCCACAUCCGCCAAUCUGGUGAAAACCAGUGGUGGGAGCUCUACGACCAGCAAAGUGGACGGUUUUACUAUUACAAUGCUCUGAACCAUCAGACAGUGUGGCAUCGACCCCAGCAAUGUGACAUCGUGCCUCUGGCCAAGCUUCAAGCCGUAAAGCGCGCCUCUCAGCCCAAUCUCACCGGGCGGGCCAGCCAGGAGCGGAUCUCUCAUUCCGGCAGCAUCGGCAGCGAUGGAGGAAACGCGGCGAAUGAUGUUCUGGUGCUUCAGGAUGCUGAGUUUGGAAAGGACGGAAAUAAAAGGAAGGGAGACAGCAUGGACAGCCGAACGAGUUCAGGGAGAUGGCAGCCCGUGCCCGGGACAAAGGCAGCCAUGCUGGUGAAGGUGAACAGUCUCAGGCAGGCUCCUGCAUCCCCAACCUGUGCACCCCAGCAAAACAGCAUCCCGAAAAACUCUUCUACUAAAACCGCUGGACACGCGCAGCCUUUCGCCGAGAAAUCUGGUGGGGAUCCCAAGCAGUCCAUGCAGAUUAAAAAGACUGAUAAUGGUGGCUUUUGUCUGGUUUUAUCCAACGGGGCCAAUGGCCAGACCCCACAGAGAACGCCCACAGGCACACUUCAGCCGCCAUCUCCCAGAUAUGGCUCUCCGCCUCCCAUAUAUGACGAACCUUCAAUGGAUUCUCCCAUUUAUGAUGAACCACCUGCAGAGAUGGACUUUGAAAGCAUGACUGCACGUUCGGUUUCUCCACCUUUGUCCCCAACCGGUAGCCUCCACAGUCAACCUCUGCCCCCAAAACUCCUUCCCUAUCCAAGUGUUCACCAGCAUAAACACAAGAGGAACCCAUCCGCCACAGAAUACAGUCCAGCGGGUAGGGAGUACAUUAAGCACAUGGUGAAUGUUGACCAGUCCUCGAAACAGACUACAUCUCCCACUGGGUCCCUUGACGCUCCAUCCAGACAUCAGCCUGGUCAACUGGCCCUGAAGGAGAGUUUCAAACAUUCUUGGAGGGUUUUGGAAGCUAAUGUUCUUAAGAACAUGGAGGCCCACCAUAAUCGCCAGAACAGCCUUCCUCAAGACUACCCCACGGUUGUGAGUCAGCAGGAUUCCGGCUACUCUACGGGACCUUCCCCAAGCUUGAGGAAAAAGAGGGGUAGGCGGCAAGGUGCUGGUCAGAUAAGACCAGGCUCGGUGGGCAGCAGCAGUGAGCUUAAUGCGCUGAAUGAGAAGCUGAUUGCCGAGAUGAGGACAGUGGUCACCAGGUCCCCUGUCUGCAGGGGAAGCAAGGCCAGCCUGGACACCGAGAUGCUAGAAAGCACUGUUGCUGCCGACAAUAAUAAAGUGAGGUUUCGGAUGGACUCCUUAAAAAAAUGUGGUGGGACAGGGUCGAGGGACGAUGUCACAGCCAGCAGUAGAUCUUUGUACAGACCUGUUCCCGAGCGCCGUGAGAACGUCGGCGUAGAGGCACCAGCACAAGAAGUGGUCCGGCAGAAACGAACGUACGAGAAGAUAGAUUUCCUGGAGAAAAAGGUCACCAGUCAGAUCAGCUUACUUUCAUCAGAGUCAACAAAGACGGCAUCUCAGAGUGGAACUUUGGAAGCUAACCCAACGUGCGAGAGCCGGGCCCAGACGGGAUUUGGACCUGGAUACCAAUUUCCAUAUACUACUUUACGGAAACCCCUAUCUCAGACUAGCAUGGUGGACUGGGCUUCAAAGAACCUUAAUAUGCACACUCAAGGCAUUUUCCGUAGGAGGAUUUCCAUCUCGAACAUGCUCUCGUGGAACGGAGGCUCCAUCAAGAAGCCCAUGCUGAUAACAAGCAACCGUGUCAUCAAGAAGGAAGCCUGUGAGAUGUUUAAGAUGGUGCAGGUCUACAUGGGUGAUCGCCAGGCAAGGACUGACAGGAACCAGGUGGCGCUGGUCCUGGUGACCAAAUGUUGGAGCUUGCAAGGGUUGAGGGAUGAACUCUAUAUGCAGCUGGUGAGACAGACCACCAAUAACAUGUCCUACCGGAGUUUGUCCUUGGGAUGGGAACUCAUAGCCAUAAGCUUGGGCUUCUUCUCUCCAUCGCCUAAAUUUCAGUCGUAUUUGGAAGGAUAUAUCUACAAACACCUGGACGAAGUCAGCGAUCUUAACAUUACCCAGCGGAUCGAGGAGUUUCAAGAAAUGAAGAACAAGAAGAAUUCCAAAUCCCGCAAAAAGAGGAAGCAGAAUGGGGAUGAAGAUGAAGGUUUAGCCAUCAGCACCUAUGCCAAGUACUGCUACCGCAAGCUGCAAAAAGUUGCAAUUACCGGAGGAAAGAAGGGCCUCAGGAAGCCAACACUCGAGGAGAUCGAUCAAGCCCGGCAGGCCAUUGUGACUCCAUCGCUGUUUGGGAGUUCUCUGGAGGAGAUCAUGGAGCGCCAACGGGACGUUUAUCCUGACCGAAGACUGCCCUGGGUGCAGACCCAGCUCUCCCAUCAAGUGCUGGCCUUGGGAGGCGAGAAGACGGAAGGGAUAUUCAGGGUCCCUGGAGAUAUCGACGAGGUGAAUGCCCUUAAAGUGCAAGUGGAACAGUGGAGAAUACCAGAGAACCUCUCCGACCCAACUAUUCCAGCAUCUCUCCUGAAGUUGUGGUAUCGAGAGCUUGAGGAACCCCUGAUCCCGCAGCAGUUUUACAAGCAGUGCAUCAGUAACUACGAAAACCCCGAUGCAGCGGUCGCUGUGGUCCAGCAGCUUCCAGAGCUCAACAGACUGGUCCUGUGUUAUCUCAUCCAUUUCCUUCAGAUUUUCUCCCAGCCAUCCAAAGUGGGCACAACAAAGAUGGAUGUCAACAAUCUGGCCAUGGUAAUGGCUCCCAAUUGUUUGCGGUGCCAGUCAGAUGACCCCAGGAUCAUAUUCGAGAACACCCGCAAGGAGAUGUCCUUUCUGCGGAUGCUGAUCGUCCAUUUGGACACCAGCUUUGUCAGGGGUUUACUUUGAAGCUGGAGCCCGUUGAUGUCUCGGAUCUGAUUCUUGUUUCAUGUACAUAAUCCAUAUUUCUCACAAGUGUAUAGCCAUGGUUCUUUAAUUUAAAGCUUUGUCAGAAGUAAUCGGGCACUUUGUUCUGUUUUAGAUAAGGUUCUGUUACAUGUUUCCGAAAUCCGUGUGAAUUACAGCAGGCUCCAGAUUCGAGUCUGGUUUUCCGCAAUGUGAAAAAAAAAUAUUUCUUAUUCUGUCCAUCAAGAAUCUGGUAUCAGGAGUUUUACUUUGCAAACAAAGCAGUGAAUCUCCAGCUUCUGCG
Molecule: messenger RNA, 3525 nt
Organism: Spea bombifrons (plains spadefoot toad)
Lineage: Eukaryota; Metazoa; Chordata; Amphibia; Anura; Pelobatidae
Product: rho GTPase-activating protein 39-like
Exons: 10
Coding region: 165-3224 (1019 amino acids)
Biological process (GO): signal transduction
Cellular component (GO): cytoskeleton; cytoplasm
Molecular function (GO): GTPase activator activity; protein binding
Source: RefSeq, a predicted model, not a curated record